AUGUUUACUGCCACUAUUUUUAUUUGGUUUUUCAUAUUGUUAUUUUCAUCACAUUCAAAUGCCAUUCCAUAUCCAGGCACAAUAGAUGGAUCAUCCAGUGGUGGUGGUGGUGGCGGCGGCGGUGUUGGUGGUACAAAACCACGAUUAAAAUCAUUCAAUUUUGAACCAAACAUUUUGGAUGGCCAAACUGUUCGUGUUUUCUGUCAAUUAAUCGAUGGUAGUCAACCAUUAUCAUUUCAAUGGCUUAAAAAUGGCCAACCAUUAUCAUCUACAUCUACAUCGUUGUUUCAACAACAAAAUUCUUUUACAUCAUCAUCAUCAUCGUCGCCCACAUCGGCUACAAUGACAAAUCAUGUUGAUAUACAAACAUUUCAUGAUUAUUCAUCAUUAGCCAUUUAUCGUGUUGAUCGUAAUCGUGAUAUGGGAAAUUAUUCCUGUCUUGUAUCAAAUAGUUAUGGUUCAGAUCAACAUAGUUCAAUGUUGAUUGUACAAGAACCACCAAGUUUUUUGGAAAAACCACGAGAUAUAUCGCUAGGUUUAAAACAAUCAACAAUUAUUAAAUGUCGUGCCACAACACCAAUGCAAGGACAUAUUAAACCGGUGAUUAAAUGGAAUCGUUUAUUAUUGGAUAUUGGAUCAUCAUCAUCACUAGCAAUACCAAAUAGUAAUAUGGCCAUUCCAGAUGCUAGACGUGAACAAAUAUCAAGUGGUGAACAAUUACAUUUAACCGAUAUCCGUAUUGAAGAUGCUGGCCUCUAUGAAUGUGUGGCGGAAAAUCCACAUAAUCGUUUGACUAUAAGUCAUCAAUUCACGAUUACAGUCAAUGUUCCAGCAUAUUUUAAAACAAAAUCAGAUCAAAUAGAAGUGAAACGUGCCGAAACAGCUAAAUUAAUUUGUGAAACAUUUGGUGCAAAACCUAUUCAUAUUGAAUGGAUGAAACAACAGCCACAAAGUGGUGAAUUUGAACCAUUGAAUUUGGAUUAUAUUCCUGAUGCAUAUUCAUUUCCACGUUAUACGGCAUUGGAAAAGAAUUUUGAUUCAAAUUUUGAUCAGGAAAAUUCUGCCAUAGAAUCAUCAUCAUCAUCAUUGUCAUUGAAAUCAAUGCCUUUUGUUAAUAAUAAUCGAACAUUAUUCGAAUUACAUAUUAAUUCUGUAAAUUCAAUGGAUAAUGGUCAAUAUGGUUGUCGGGCAUGGAAUGAUUAUGGUGAAGAUAUGCGCCGUAUCAAUUUGUUUGUACAGGAUGUUCCAGCUACGGUUCGUCAACUGCAAUUGAAUCAAAUAUGGACUAGUGAAGCAUCUAUUAGUUGGUUAUCACCCGAAUCGAUUGGUAAUUCACCAAUCACACAAUAUCUGUUGCAAUAUUGGAAAGAAAUUCGACUGCCAAAUUCUACGAUGAUUUCAUCUGGUUAUCGUUUGCAUGAAAUUGAAUUGCCAUCCACGAAUAAUGUUUAUUUGAUAAAAAAUCUUACACCCGGUACAUCAUAUGCUGUACGAGUGAUUGCAGUGAAUCAAUUCGGACAUGGACCAUCAUCACAAUUAUUACGUUUUCAAACUGAACAAGAAUCACCCGCUGCUUCACCGAUCGAUAUUCAUGUUGAACCACAGGGUACACAAGCAUUGUUUAUACGAUGGAAAGCACCACCAAAAAGUAAUUGGAAUGGUCGUUUAAAAGGUUAUUAUCUUGGUUAUCGUUUGAUUACCACAAACGUUGAUGAUCAACAACAACAACAACAACGUGCAUAUAAACAAAUUGAAUUCAAUGGUAUGGCUGAAGAUAAUUAUCAAGAAGAAUACAUCUUGACCGGAUUGAAUAAAGCUUCAUUAUAUGGAAUCAUUUUAAAAUGUUUCAACGAUGUAGGUGAAGGACCUGGUUCACAUGAAAUAUUUGCCACCACAGCAGCUAAAGAUCCACCACCAAAACCGACAUUGAUAUUAGUGGAAACAAAAGAAAAUUCUGCAUUACUUAAAUGGAAUAAAGAUUCUGUUGAUGAUGAUAUAAGUCAUUAUAUGAUUGGCUAUAAAGAAGAAAAGAAAAAUAAAUGGAUGGAAUUGGAAUUGGCUAAAUCGAAAUUAACCACCACCGAUAAUGAUGAUGAUGAUGAUGAUAAAUAUUACAAUUAUCAGCUGAAUGGUCUGCAACGUGGUACCGUGUAUCAAUUAUAUCUUCGUUCAAUUGGCCAAGAUAAAAAUUCCAUUUCUGAACCAAGUGAUAUGUUGACAAUACGUACCGGUGGUGAAGUACCAUUAGUCAAUAUGCUCAAUUCGAAUCAAAUAGAAUCACAACCACAACAACCUUAUCAUGCUGUAGCGGCUAUACCGACAGCCGCAUUUAUGCCAACAUUAGCUACGUAUAAUCAUCAACAACAACAACAACAAGUGCCUCCUUAUUUCCGUAUCGGUUUUAUUAUACCAAUAGCCAUUGCUAUCGUUGUCAUUGUCAUCGCUUGUGUUGGAGCCUAUGUCUAUAUUCGUAUCGAUGAUCGUAAUCAACAAAUGAAAUUAUAUAAUGCUGCUGCUUCGGUUUCUGCUCCAGGAAAUGGUUGUUCCAAUGUUCAUGUUGGCACAUUAGCUGUUGGACCUGGAAAACGUUUUCAAUAUAUUUCACCUGGACAUACAAGUAGUAGUGGUGUUGGUAAAAUGUUCAAUACUUCUAUAACACCAUCAUCAUUGAAUUCAAGCGGUAUUGGAUUACGUGAUAAUUCUUGUACACAAAGUUUAGUAUCUGAAGAAAGUAGCUUAUCGUUUCGAUAUUCCGAUAGUUCAUCUGAUAAAGGACGUUUAUUAUUAUCAAGGCCACCACCUCAACAAUCAUCAUCGUCGUCGUCGUCGAUGAUACCAACUGGCGUUGUAUGGGCACAACAACAAUCACCAAUACCUGAAGAAGAUGAAGCAAUUGUCGAUAUUGAUUCAAGCGCAUAUGAAACAUUACCAUUUCAAAAAAAUGGUCAAUUUCAAUCAACACCAAUGCAAAGUUUUACAUCAGCAGCAAAUCAAUCACAGCAUCAGCUGACUAAUAGUAGUAAUAAUUCCACAAAAUCACCAUCAUUUCCACCACCACCACCGCCACUACCUGGUGCAAUAUUUAAAUCAUCACCAUUAAACAAUGCCAAGCCAAAUACUUCUCAGAACAACAACAACAACAACAAUAUAUUCUGUCAUCACGUCGAUGUACAUCAUACACAAUCAUCUGCAGCAACAUCCGAUACGAAUAAUUCUGAUUCAUAUGAUGAUUUUCGUUUCUUUUCACGUGUCUAGAACACAGAAUACAGAAAACAAAAACGCAAUUAAAACCAAUAACAACAAAGCCAUUUCUUUUUUUUUGCUGUGAUCAAUGCUCAUUA
Molecule: messenger RNA, 3341 nt
Organism: Dermatophagoides farinae (American house dust mite)
Lineage: Eukaryota; Metazoa; Arthropoda; Arachnida; Sarcoptiformes; Pyroglyphidae
Product: cell adhesion molecule DSCAM
Molecular function (GO): protein binding
Source: RefSeq, a predicted model, not a curated record